AUGAUGCGAGCCGGUGCGGCCUGCGGUGGUGAUUAUGCGGUGUUUGAGAUCGCCAGAGAGGCUCUAAUCGCGAACCGCAUCAUCGAUGGUCUGCCUGACAAGAACACACCCGAUGGGCUGAAGAAACAAGAAUGCAUUGAGAAACGAGAAGAAUUGCUUUACCGCCUGCUUUACAGUUUCGGGCCAUACGAUGAGGUGAAUUUUUGG
This is a messenger RNA of Mesorhabditis spiculigera, 207 nucleotides long. The record is from the annotation of a GenBank genome assembly. NCBI's taxonomy places the organism in Eukaryota, Metazoa, Nematoda, Chromadorea, Rhabditida, Rhabditidae.